ACAGAGGAGGAGAUAAGAGCAGCUGUCGCCGUGAAGAAAACAUCAUUCUUCUGAGAAUCUCUGAGCUUUUAUGGAAACACAGCAUUCAGCCAUGAAGUUUCAAAUCCUGUUUUUUCUCCUGGUGCUGACUUGCAUGUAUCCCAGUGUGGCACCAAGUCCCUCUAAUUAUGAAAACUGCUGUUUGAAGUAUGCAAAGAUAAAGAAGGACAUCUGGAAAAAUGUCGUGAGUUACAGAAAGCAGGAAGCAGAUGGAGGAUGUAACAUUCCUGCUGUUGUAUUCAUCAUGAAAAGGAUGAAAAGGAUCAUCUGUGUUGAUCCAUAUCUACCCUGGGUAGAACAAAUGAUACAGAAAAUAGAUAAGAAGAAAGCAGGCACUGCGUAGUGUGAGUUUCAGAGGCAGCUUUAUCACCCCACUGCAGACCAAAUAAAAAUGUUUAUAUUACUAACACUAAUGUAACCAUGUGUAGUUUAUACCAAUAUCAAUCCUGCUGAUUUAUAUUUUCUACACCAUGAAUUAAUAUCUUCAUGCAGAGGUUCAUAAUGAACUGGAUUGUAUUGUCUGCUUCUGUUCUUUGUAUUAGAACAAUUUGAAUGUACGAACUGUGAAUGAUUGCUCUCUCUGUCUACUUGCUUCAUAGUUAUCUUUUUAUACUGUAUAUA
Molecule: messenger RNA, 660 nt
Organism: Carassius carassius (crucian carp)
Lineage: Eukaryota; Metazoa; Chordata; Actinopteri; Cypriniformes; Cyprinidae
Product: C-C motif chemokine 21-like
Exons: 4
Coding region: 71-382 (103 amino acids)
Biological process (GO): G protein-coupled receptor signaling pathway; cellular response to tumor necrosis factor; positive regulation of ERK1 and ERK2 cascade
Cellular component (GO): extracellular region
Molecular function (GO): chemokine activity; CCR chemokine receptor binding
Source: RefSeq, a predicted model, not a curated record